AUGGCUUUGGCUCAAUUGUGUGGUUUGGAGAAUUAUUAUUCUCAAAAUGAUGAUACUGAUGAAUAUGCAAAAUUAACACGUACUUUCCAAAAUAAUAUGGAAUUAUGUGCUCCUCCAUUCGCAAAUCCUGCGGUGGAACUUGCUAAUAUGAAAGAUGAACAAGGAAAUAAGUUGCGUAUGCAUUUUGAUCAUGGUACUACAACUCUUGGAUUUCAAUUCCGAGGUGGUGUGAUACUAGCAGUUGAUUCCCGAGCAACUGGUGGACAAUUUAUUGGGUCACAAUGCAUGAAGAAAAUUGUUGAAAUUAAUGAUUUUUUGUUAGGUACUUUGGCUGGUGGAGCAGCUGAUUGUGUUUAUUGGGAUCGUGUGCUAGCAAAACAAUGCCGUUUGCAUGAACUGCGCAAUAGAGAAAGAAUAUCUGUAGCAGCUGCAAGCAAACUUAUGUCUAAUAUGGUUUAUAAUUAUAAAGGAAUGGGCUUAUCUAUGGGUAUGAUGUUAGCGGGCUAUGAUAAGCGAGGACCUGCAUUGUACUAUGUAGAUUCAGAAGGUACAAGAACUCCGGGAAAAGUUUUUUCUGUGGGUAGUGGUUCAGUAUAUGCAUUUGGUGCUUUAGACUCUGGUUAUGAUUGGAAUUUGAGUGAUGAAGAUGCAUAUGACUCUAAAACACUUUCCAUUUUGGCAAGGAAAGGCUCAGGCAGUGCAAGUAGAUCAAUUUUUGAUGGAUUAGUACAUUUAAAGAAAGAAGGAAAGGAAUACUUUGCAGAAAAACUAAGCGAAUGGAAAGAACUAAGUAGAAGUAAUCUUACUUGUUUCAAACAAAAAUUCUAA
Molecule: messenger RNA, 828 nt
Organism: Ctenocephalides felis (cat flea)
Lineage: Eukaryota; Metazoa; Arthropoda; Insecta; Siphonaptera; Pulicidae
Product: proteasome subunit beta type-5-like
Exons: 4
Coding region: 1-828 (275 amino acids)
Cellular component (GO): proteasome core complex
Molecular function (GO): threonine-type endopeptidase activity
Source: RefSeq, a predicted model, not a curated record